GAAGCAGAAUGUCGUCAUCGUCAUACACGGCAGCACCAGCGUUCAGUCACGCCGACGAGGAGCCUCCCACCGUCAGAUAUUUCAAGGCGUGCGGCCGGUGGGGGAUUCAUGCUGCUCACGCCGUCGUCCGACCCGUCGCAGUACGGGCCACCUACAUGGAAGCCAGAAGCAAAAGGUAGGUGAGGUGACACGGAUGGGAUGCACGCUGCAGGCAGUCCAGUAGAUAGAAUAGAUUGGUGGGUGUGUUUGUCUGUUGGUUGUGUGCAGGCAGGCGGGUCAGCUCAACACCCGGGAGAACGAGGCCGUGGACGACGUCGACGGCUGGCAGCCGUUCAUCACCAUGGGCAUGGCACUGCGUAAGCAUGAGGCUCGGGCAGAUAGAUGCGUCUGUGCCUGCCUGCCUGUCUACCUGGUGGGCAGGCACCAUGUGUGUUGUGUUUUGUGUGUGUCUUACCGUGAUCAUCAUCCAUCGGUUGGUUUGUGUGAUUGCGUGUGCCCUCUCUCAGCGUGUCACUACUGGUUCAGUCAAUGGCUGCUGAAGAACUUCAAGCCCCUCACCAAAAAGAACCCGACGGAGUUCGCGAUACCGCUCAUCGACAAGAAGCAGGCGGCAGUCAUUUUGGGCUUAGUAGGUACGGCACGCAGGCCGACUGCACCGCUACCAACGACGACAGACUGACAGACAAGAGCAGAGCAGACGAUCUGUGUGUGUGUGUGUGUGUCGGUUGUUUGCCUGUGUGUCUGUCUGUGUGUUCAUCAGUUCCUCUGACGUUCAUUUAUGUGUCUGCAUGUGGGUUGUGGCGUCGGAAGCUGGGCGACAUCUUCUUUGUGCCCAAGGGGAUGCUCGCCAGCACAUCCAUCGGCGUCAUGGAGCUCAGGGAAGAGUGAGUGACCAAGGGCACCCAUACCAGACAGAGAGACCAGCAGAAGAGGCACACUGCCCGAGUGCGUGUGUGGAUGGCUGGUGUGGUGUGGUGUGCAGCUACCGUAAGAGGGCGCCGCGUGACUACGAGAGGCUGAGGCGGAUGUGCGACCCCUACUAUGACCCUGCUGCUGAAGCAGAUACUGAGUGAAAGGCUGACUGACACGACUGUUUGACUGACUGGCUGUCACACGAUGAGAGGACUGUAAAUGUGCUGACUGACAAGCUUGAUUCUCUGCGCAUGAUUGAGACUGGCGGGAUGCGCAUAACAGUGAGAUAGAUGUAUGGUUGAGUCACAUGGGUUGAUGUGAUGGAUCGAUCAGUGAAGGGCUCAGUGGC
Molecule: messenger RNA, 1261 nt
Organism: Vitrella brassicaformis
Lineage: Eukaryota; Vitrellaceae
Source: the annotation of a GenBank genome assembly